Neltuma alba is the source of this 507-nucleotide messenger RNA. RefSeq names its product zinc finger protein 4-like. Gene Ontology annotation, biological process: negative regulation of abscisic acid-activated signaling pathway. The coding region runs from base 1 to 507 and encodes 168 amino acids. The record is from RefSeq and is a predicted model, not a curated record. NCBI's taxonomy places the organism in Eukaryota, Viridiplantae, Streptophyta, Magnoliopsida, Fabales, Fabaceae. The transcript has a single exon.
AUGAGCUUCUUCCGUUCUUCUUCUAACACUUCUUUUCAUCAUCAUCCUUCAGAUGAAAUCGAUAACCUUAACCUAGAUCUUCUCCUUGAGCUUUCUUCAUCUUCUUCUAAUUCAUCUUCUCCUCCAGCUAAUUACAGUAUGGAGCCUCGGGUUUUCUCGUGCAACUAUUGCCAGAGAAAGUUCUACAGCUCACAAGCUCUGGGAGGUCACCAGAAUGCCCACAAGCUGGAGAGGACACUGGCUAAGAAGAGCAGAGAGCUCAGUUCAAUGCAGAAUUUUGGGCCCUCUGGUCACAGGUCUAGCACUAGCAGCUUCAAUAAUGGCUCGAACCAUCUUGCGCCUGGGGUGGCCUCGCUAAGCCAUGGCCAAGCUGGUGGGGUUAGGUAUGAAAGAAGAGAGUUUAGCUAUGGUGGUUCCAACCCCGCCAGGUCUUCUGGUUAUGUUUUGUCCGAAAGUAAUGCUGAGCAGGAAGAUAUGGGUCAACUUGACUUGUCUUUAAGGCUUUAG